Messenger RNA from Ustilago hordei, 1656 nucleotides. RefSeq names its product related to UPF0396 protein UM04995. Bases 1 to 1656 code for a protein of 551 amino acids. Gene Ontology annotation, molecular function: chromatin binding. The transcript has a single exon. Lineage: Eukaryota; Fungi; Basidiomycota; Ustilaginomycetes; Ustilaginales; Ustilaginaceae. The record is from RefSeq and is a predicted model, not a curated record. Gene Ontology annotation, biological process: regulation of gene expression. Gene Ontology annotation, cellular component: nucleus.
AUGCCAACACUGGCAGAGAGUCUCGGCGGUGCAGCGGCUUCAGAAGAGGCCACGGGCUCGAGCAACUUCAAGGGCCAACUCGGUCGGGAGCAGGAACUACGAUCUCGGCUACUGGCGUCCAAGCAAAAGCCUCAAAGCAAUGACACCGACGAUGCCAGCCGAGAACCACUCAGCUCGAGGAUAGGCCGCAGCAGGUCAAAAUCCGCAUCACCACGCUCAGAAAGAAGUCGCAGCCCGAGACAGCGACGAGGCCCACCAUCGUACGAAGCGGCAGCACCUUCUUCUGGGUCUAGCGCACAACCACCACCCCGUCCAUACACCCAUCCUGACCGACGACCACCACCGCCGAGACCGCAAGUGGAUCGAUGGGUGCCGCCUCCUCGUGAGGAUCGGGGGGAUGACGAUAGGCCUUAUCCACCUCGACGAGAUGGUGAUGACAGAAGAGAGCGGGAUGACUGGGGUCGCGAUCGAGCGCAGAGGGGACCACCACCGAACAGCAGCGGAGGACGAUACUUGGGUGCGGGAAAUAAUGACGAGCAGGACCGCAACGGCUCGAGCGAGUAUGGUGCAGCACAAUGGAAGCGCCUUCCUCGCGAUCCUUAUGCAUCGUCCAUGUCAUCCCGUCCUCAAGGUGGAGCAAGUGCGGGUGAUGGAGGAUUCUUUCGCUCUCGGGAUGAGCAGCGCAAAAACUCGACUCUUUCCAUUUGGCCACCCAGCCCACCGCAUCCCACCAUCGAUAGCGAGCAAGAGCGCGAAAGGGAACCAGAGAAACGCAAACGCAGCAGUAGACACAAAGACAAGCACAGAAGCGACAAGCACAGACAUUCUUCCAGCUCAAAGAGUCAUCGUCAUCAUUCCAGCUCUAGCAGGCACCAUCAUUCGAGUCGACACAAGGACGGGAAAGAGUCAAGUAGCAGUCAUAGGCAUUCGCGCUCCUCCAGAUCUCGUCGCGAUGAGGAGGAACGUAGAAGGAGGCGGUCCAAGAGAUCAAGAUCGAAGGUUUCUGACAAUGGAUCUGGUUCGUCUGGUUCAGAGAGCGAUUCAGAUGACGGUAGAAGGCAUAGACAUCGCUCGAGUCGACACCAUUCUCGAAACGGUUCCGACAAACGACAUCGUUCAGGUCGUCAUCGCUCCGCAUCCGUCUCGUCUUCGUCUUCCGACUCCGACGCAGACCGCCGCCGCAGUCGCAGUCGAAGCAAGCACUCCGCCUCACCCUCCAAGUCCCACCGUUCCCCCUCACCCUCCUCUUCAAGCUCAGAUGUCCAAGUGGGCCCCACGCUCCCCGUCUCUUCGGAUGGCAAACCCAUCGAUCCUCGUUCCUACGGUAGUGCUUUGCUGCCUGGUGAAGGUUCAGCUAUGGCAUCAUAUGUCCAAGACGGCAAGCGUAUCCCACGUCGUGGUGAGAUCGGCUUGACUUCUGACCAGAUCGAGUCGUUCGAAAAAGCAGGUUACGUUAUGAGCGGUAGUCGACAUCACCGUAUGAACGCCGUCCGUAUGCGCAAAGAGAAUCAAGUCAUUAGUGCCGAGGAGAAAAGGUCAAUGCUCAGAUUGCAGGCGGAAGAGAAGGCGAAGAAGGAAAGGGAAAUUGUUAGUCAGUUUAAAGAGUUGGUUGAUACGCUGCAGCCUCCGCCGCCGAGUGGUGGAAAGAGUGCGUAG